AGGAAAAUUGCAACAUACAGCAAAGUCGCAUAUUUGGGUCAGCGCUGUGAUACAAUUUUGUUUUGUAUUUUUUAAAAAGCCCACAUAAAGGUCUUACGGUCGUGUGAGCAGAUGAUGACAGACUGAUGCAAGUCUUUUGUUGUAGUAGCCCAUUUCUGUGAAGAGAUUACGGAUGGGUGUAGGGGGCGCGCGAUGCUGAGAUCAUGUUGCUGAGGAACACAUGGAGAAUGAAUAACGUAAACAAACGCAUCGAUCUUUUCGUUAAAAGCGACCGAGUUUGAGGGACCAGAUAUAGCAAAAUCAUAGUAAAUGUGAGUCGUCUUACUGGGACAUAUAAGCUAAUAAUGGGAAUAAGUAUCAAAGAUGUUCUGAAUGAAAUGUGGAUCUGUGGAUCUUUCAGUAACAAUGCCGGAGAACUUGAGCGGGGCACACGUUGAUCGACCUGCACCUAGAUCAUCCACCUUCAACUUCUCUGCCUUGUUUGCUUUGCCAAACCACCUUCACAUGGAUGGGAGCAGUCAUCCAUUCAGGAGGACUCUGUACCGGCUGAAGUUAGUGAGUUCUCCGAAUUUGACUCAACUGGGGAAAAACGAAAAGGCUUCUUUAGAGGAAAGAGGAUCCGGACCAAAUGCCACAUGGAACAGCAUUCACAACGCAGUUAUUGCUGUAUUCCAAAAGAAAGGGUUGGCAGACAAUGAACUCUAUACGCUCAAUGAGGGUGUUAGGCAACUAUUAAAAACAGAGCUUGGUUCAUUUUUCACAGAAUACCUUCAGAAUCAGCUGUUGACUAAAGGAAUGGUCAUUUUACGUGACAAAAUACGAUUUUAUGAAGGUCAAAAGCUAUUGGAUUCAUUGGCUGAGACCUGGGACUUUUUCUUCUGUGAUGUUCUCACUAUGCUUCAAGCCAUCUUUCACCCUGUCCAGGGUAAGGAGCCAUCCGUACGUCAGCUUGCACUGCUGCACUUUCGCAACGUCAUCACCCUUAACAUGAAGCUGGAAGAGGCUCUUUCCAGACCACGAGCUCGCAUUCCCCCUUCCAUCAUCCAGAUGCUUCUGGUGUUGCAGGGGGUUCAUGAAUCCAAGGGUGUGAGCGAGGAGUAUCUGAAGCUGGAGUCUAUCCUUCAGAAGCUUGUGUCACCGUAUCUAGGCACACAGGGAUUGUGUUCACAUGAGUGCGGCCCAUCACAGUGCUCCUGUGUAACUGAGAGGCGUUCGCAGUAUUGCUGGUCCAAGGCUGCAGACCUGCCUUCCAGUAACCCAGUAGUACGCUCCAAAAGUUACAACAUCCCAAUGCUGACCCCCGUAGCUGAGUAUGACUCUGAGGUGAGCUCCGUGGGUAGCGUAGGCAUCCGUCGUCACUCUGCUUGUGAUGUCACUUCCUGCUUGGAGCACCAGGGCUAUUCUGCCCUGUCUGUCGGAAUGGAGACGAGCUCAACCCCCAGGCUCUCGCUUGAUCAUGACCUCGCUUUGAACGGUGUGAUGCGAGGGGCCAUGGGACAGUCCACUAUCGUUUCUCCUUCCGUCUUCAUCCACACCUCUGCGGGUUGCCCACAUUCAGCAGACCACCAGAUGGCUUCAUCUGAGGCGGACAAGACCCUUUCGUCACCCCCUAGCUGCUCUUCCAGUCCGGAGACGAUUGUAUUGCAGGGUUUGGAUUCGCUGGAAUCCGAUCCUGAUGGGAUCUUCAUUGACUUUUCUCAUUGCCGCUCUGAUUCUUUCGGAACCAGCAGGAAAACUAGCUGAUUUAUCAUCGCUGUGUAAUGAAUUGCACACAAAACUUUGUUUGAUGAUAAUGGGCUACCAUUAUCUUCUCUGUGAAGUAACUGCGUAUCUUAUGUAUUUUUAAAACUGGAAUUUCAUUUGAAAAGCCAAGGCACCUUUGUGGAAAAAUGGAAAAUUAUUCGAUUUAAUGCUAUUAGGAUUGUUUUCAUAAUGUUUUAAACCUGUGGAUGUAUUUCUGAAUUUUCUACAUAGUUUUGCAUACACGAUAGCGACACUAGGAAUGAAAAGUCUCCAUUUUGUUUAACACACAUUUUUACUGUUUAAGACAUUAGGGGGCAGUUUCCCGGACAGGACUUAAAUCUAGUCCAAGCCUUUUUGAACUGAAAACAGCUUGCACUCACAUAUCUUAAAAUAUAUCAGUGCCAUUGUUUUUUAAGAUGCACAGCAGUAAUGUUUUUGUAAGAUAUGUUUUUAAAAACUACUUUAAUUUUCUAAUAUAACUAAAGCCUAGUCCUGGCUUAAAGGGACACUCCACUUUUUUUGAAAAUAUGCUCAUUUUUCAGCUCCUAAAGUUAAACAUUUAAUUCUUACCAUUUUGGAAUCGAUUCAGCCAAUCUCUGGGUCUUGCGGUACCACUUUUAGUAUAGCUUAGCAUAAUCCAUUGAAUCUGAUUAGACCAUUAGCAUAGUGCUUAAAAAAUAACCAAGGAGUUUUUAUAUUUUUCCUAUUUAAAACUUGACUCUUCUGUAGUUACAUCGUGUACUAAGACCGACCGAAAAUUAAAAGUUGUGAUUUUCUAGGCAGAUAUGGCUAGG
Messenger RNA from Paramisgurnus dabryanus, 2537 nucleotides. It is a transcript of the gene prr5a, whose product is annotated as proline rich 5a (renal). The record is from RefSeq and is a predicted model, not a curated record. Gene Ontology annotation, biological process: TORC2 signaling. Gene Ontology annotation, cellular component: TORC2 complex. Lineage: Eukaryota; Metazoa; Chordata; Actinopteri; Cypriniformes; Cobitidae.